AUGUCCAAGCGCCACCGCCUCGACCUGGGGGACGACUACAGCUCCAGCAAGAAAAACGCACCACCGACGGGGAAAGAUCGGGACCGGGACAGGGACCGUGAUGACCGGUCCAAAGAUCGCGACAGGGAUCGUGACAGAGAUAGAGAUCGUGACAGAGAAAGGGACAAGGAAAAGGAUCUUCGACCUACAUCCAACUCUACAUAUUAUGGGGCUGCUGGGUUACCAGCUAUAAAACCAGCAAUGAUUCCACACAGUAUUAACCCUUUCACAAAUCUACCACAUACACCACGAUAUUAUGACAUCCUGAAAAAAAGGCUACAACUUCCUGUGUGGGAAUAUAAAGAAAGAUUCACAGAUAUUUUGAUUAGGCAUCAGUCAUUUGUGCUGGUCGGAGAGACUGGGUCUGGUAAAACAACACAGAUCCCCCAGUGGUGUGUCGACUACAUGCGCUCGUUGCCUGGCCCGAAGAGGGGAGUGGCCUGUACCCAGCCCAGGCGAGUGGCCGCGAUGAGCGUGGCCCAGCGGGUUGCUGAUGAGAUGGAUGUCAUGCUGGGGCAGGAGGUCGGUUACUCCAUUCGAUUUGAAGAUUGCAGUAGCGCAAAAACCAUUUUGAAAUAUAUGACUGAUGGUAUGUUACUUCGUGAAGCAAUGAAUGAUCCUUUGCUGGAGCGCUAUGGUGUUAUAAUUCUUGAUGAGGCCCAUGAGAGAACACUGGCUACGGAUAUCUUGAUGGGAGUUCUGAAGGAAGUUGUAAGACAAAGAUCUGAUUUGAAGGUUAUAGUUAUGAGUGCUACUUUAGAUGCUGGCAAGUUUCAGAUCUAUUUUGAUAACUGUCCUCUUCUAACUAUCCCGGGUCGCACCCAUCCCGUGGAGAUAUUCUAUACUCCAGAACCAGAAAGGGACUACCUUGAGGCUGCCAUUCGAACAGUGAUCCAAAUUCACAUGUGUGAAGAAGAAGAGGGAGAUCUGUUACUCUUUCUUACUGGACAAGAGGAGAUUGAUGAAGCCUGCAAGAGGAUAAAACGAGAAAUUGAUGAUUUAGGUCCUGAAGUCGGUGACAUCAAAAUCAUUCCAUUGUAUUCCACCCUUCCUCCACAGCAACAGCAAAGGAUAUUUGAACCUCCCCCACCAAAAAAACAAAAUGGAGCAAUAGGAAGAAAGGUGGUUGUGUCCACUAACAUUGCUGAGACAUCAUUAACAAUAGAUGGUGUUGUGUUUGUGAUUGAUCCUGGCUUUGCAAAACAGAAGGUGUACAACCCUCGUAUCAGGGUGGAGUCUCUCUUGGUGACUGCGAUCAGUAAAGCUUCUGCUCAGCAGCGAGCUGGCCGUGCUGGCCGUACUCGACCAGGCAAGUGCUUCAGGCUCUACACAGAGAAGGCCUACAAAACUGAAAUGCAGGACAACACAUACCCUGAAAUUUUGAGAUCUAACUUAGGAUCUGUAGUAUUACAGCUCAAGAAGCUUGGUAUAGAUGAUUUGGUGCACUUUGAUUUUAUGGAUCCUCCAGCUCCUGAAACUCUGAUGAGAGCCUUAGAGCUUUUAAAUUACCUGGCUGCUUUAAAUGAUGAUGGAGAUUUGACUGAAUUGGGAUCCAUGAUGGCUGAAUUUCCAUUGGACCCACAGCUGGCUAAAAUGGUUAUUGCAAGCUGUGACUACAACUGUUCUAAUGAGGUCCUAUCUAUUACUGCCAUGUUGUCAGUCCCACAGUGUUUUGUUCGCCCCACGGAAGCAAAGAAAGCAGCAGAUGAAGCCAAGAUGAGGUUUGCCCACAUAGAUGGAGAUCAUUUGACGUUGCUGAAUGUCUACCAUGCUUUCAAGCAAAAUCAUGAGUCGGUUCAGUGGUGUUAUGACAACUUCAUUAACUACAGGUCCCUGAUGUCUGCAGACAAUGUACGCCAACAGCUGUCACGAAUCAUGGAUAGAUUUAAUUUGCCCCGUAGAAGCACAGACUUUACCAGCCGAGACUAUUACAUCAACAUCAGAAAGGCAUUAGUUACUGGGUAUUUCAUGCAGGUGGCACAUUUGGAGCGAACGGGGCAUUACUUAACUGUAAAAGAUAACCAGGUGGUGCAGUUGCAUCCCUCCACUGUUCUUGAUCACAAACCAGAAUGGGUGCUGUAUAAUGAGUUUGUCCUUACAACGAAGAACUACAUCCGGACAUGUACAGACAUCAAGCCAGAAUGGCUGGUGAAAAUUGCCCCUCAAUAUUAUGACAUGAGCAAUUUUCCACAGUGCGAAGCAAAGAGACAGUUGGAUCGCAUCAUUGCCAAACUUCAGUCCAAGGAAUACUCACAGUACUGAAUUUAUGCUUUGAACUGAAGUUAUUCAGAGGACAGCUUUAAGAGAUGAAAGGAUUCAAAGUUCAAGUUGUGCUCUUCACUUUGGUUCAAUAAUGGCCUUUAUUUGAAAGCUUUUUAAUUUUUCUUUACAGUAAAUAUUCCAUUCUGAUUUCAUAAAUUAAACAUUUAUGCCUCCCUUUUGUGUUGACACUGUAGCUCAUACUGGAAAAGCUAAUCAAUGUUUUGCAGUUUAUUGAAAGUAGUUCUAUAUAUAACAAUGUUCUAAGCAUUUCUUUAGAAAUGGUUGAAAAUGCUUCUAAAAAUGUGAUUAUCGACCAUGGUAUGCAUGAUCGUUGUAAUUGUUGACAUUCCUUUUAGAAGUUGUGAAAUGUUACAACUUGUGCUUCUGUAGACACAAUCUUCAGCUUCAGUACAAAGGUACUGACUUCAAUAAAGUCUAUUUAUACUAA
This is a messenger RNA of Manacus vitellinus (golden-collared manakin), 2749 nucleotides long. It is a transcript of the gene DHX15, whose product is annotated as DEAH-box helicase 15. Gene Ontology annotation, cellular component: spliceosomal complex; intracellular anatomical structure. NCBI's taxonomy places the organism in Eukaryota, Metazoa, Chordata, Aves, Passeriformes, Pipridae. Bases 1 to 2301 code for a protein of 766 amino acids. Gene Ontology annotation, molecular function: ATP binding; RNA binding; RNA helicase activity. The transcript has 15 exons. The record is from RefSeq and is a predicted model, not a curated record.